This is a messenger RNA of Trichomonas vaginalis G3, 1209 nucleotides long. RefSeq names its product SLEI family protein family. Bases 1 to 1209 code for a protein of 402 amino acids. The transcript has a single exon. NCBI's taxonomy places the organism in Eukaryota, Parabasalia, Trichomonadida, Trichomonadidae. The record is from RefSeq and is a predicted model, not a curated record.
AUGUUAUCGGUUCUUACGCUUCCUCUCUUCAUCAAGAUGCUUCCUCUCUUCAUCAAGAUGCUUCCUCUCUUCAUCAAGAUGCUUCCUCUCUUCAACAAAGUGAUUCCUCUCUUCUUCAAAGUACUUCCUCUCUUGAUCAAGAUGCUUCCUCACUCCAUCAUGCAGCUUCCUCUCUUCAUCAAGAUGCUUCCUCUCUUCAUCAAAGUACUUCCUCUCUUGAUCAAGAUGCUUCCUCUCUUCUUCAAAGUGCUUCCUCUCUUCUUCAAGAUGCUUCCUCUCUUCUUCAAAGUACUUCCUCUCUUGAUCAAGGUGCUUCCUCUCUUCAUCAUGCAGCUUCCUCUCUUGAUCAAGGUGCUUCCUCUCUUCAUCAUGCAGCUUCCUCUCUUCUUCAAGAUGCUUCCUCUCUUCAUCAUGCAGCUUCCUCUCUUCUUAAAAGUACUUCCUCUCUUCAUCAAGAUGCUUCCUCUCUUCAUCAAGAUGCUUCCUCUCUUCAUCAUGCAGCUUCCUCUCUUCUUCAAAGUGCUUCCUCUCUUCAACAAAGUGAUUCCUCUCUUCUUCAAAGUGCUUCCUCUCUUCUUCAAAGUGCUUCCUCUCUUCUUCAAAGUACUUCCUCUCUUCUUCAAAGUACUUCCUCUCUUGAUCAAGGUGCUUCCUCUCUUCUUCAAAGUACUUCCUCUCUUGAUCAAGAUGCUUCCUCUCUUUAUCAAGGUGCUUCCUCUCUUCAUCAAGAUGCUUCCUCUCUUCAUCAUGCAGCUUCCUCUCUUCUUCAAAGUGCUUCCUCUCUUCAACAAAGUGAUUCCUCUCUUCUUCAAAGUGCUUCCUCUCUUCUUCAAAGUACUUCCUCUCUUCUUCAAAGUACUUCCUCUCUUGAUCAAGAUACAGCUUCCUCUCUUGAUCAAGGUGCUUCCUCUCUUCUUCAAAGUACUUCCUCUCUUGAUCAAGAUGCUUCCUCUCUUUAUCAAGGUGCUUCCUCUCUUCAUCAAGAUGCUUCCUCUCUUCAUCAUGCAGCUUCCUCUCUUCUUCAAAGUGCUUCCUCUCUUCAACAAAGUGCUUCCUCUCUUCUUCAAAGUACUUCCUCUCUUCAUCAUGCAGCUUCCUCUCUUCUUCAAAGUGCUUCCUCUCUUCAACAAAGUGCUUCCUCUCUUCUUCAAAGUGCUUCCUCUCUUCAUCAAGAUGCUUCCUCUCUUCUUCAAAGUACUUCCUCUCUGA